Centruroides sculpturatus (bark scorpion) is the source of this 2997-nucleotide messenger RNA. Its product is annotated as F-box only protein 38-like. Bases 222 to 2954 code for a protein of 910 amino acids. Gene Ontology annotation, cellular component: cytoplasm; nucleus. The record is from RefSeq and is a predicted model, not a curated record. Gene Ontology annotation, molecular function: protein binding. The transcript is spliced from 14 exons. Gene Ontology annotation, biological process: protein K48-linked ubiquitination; SCF-dependent proteasomal ubiquitin-dependent protein catabolic process. Lineage: Eukaryota; Metazoa; Arthropoda; Arachnida; Scorpiones; Buthidae.
GAACAGCAGAUGUCGCCAGUUGACUUUUGGAAUGGGUUGUCGUGAAAGUUAACAUGUUGACGACUUGUGAUGGUGUUUUAAAUCAUUAAAUAUGCAAUGAAUUUUGAUAAAUUUAUAAAUUAAAAAUGCCAGAGAUGCUCUUAUUUCAUUAAAAGGUCAUGUUUUACUAGGGUUAUGCUUGGCCUUCUUCAGUUCUUUCAAUAAAUCAUUUAUGACAAACAAUGUAUUUAAUUAGUGAUUUAAAUCUAACUUCAUUAUCAAAUGAGUUGCUUUGUCAUAUUAUUAGCUUUCUUCCAUUAAAAGAUAUACUCCAUGUUGCUGUUUUGUGUAAAAAACUAAACAAUGCUGUAUAUAUGUAUUUACAUUUAUGUAAAAUAUUGCAUUUGACUGAUAGUAAUCUUUUUGAAUAUAUGCCAAAUUCAAUUACUGAUGAAAAUUUGAGAAAUCUUUUGAAAAAAUGUUGUCAUUUGAAAAUUAUUUAUGGUCUUCACGCUCGUCGCAUAGAACAUCGAAGAAUAAGACGACAAGCCAAACUUACUGUUCAAGGCAUUAUUUCUGCUCUUCAACAAUGCACACACUUAAAAGCAGUAGAAAUAUCAAAUGUCUUUUUAAUGGAAAACAUUUUAAGAAGCUUACCUCAAGUUAACAUCAUUGGCCAUUUCAGAAAUCAUGAUAGCACAUUUCCGCAAAUGUGUCCAUACAAAUUGAAAUUGCCAUCUUAUUCAAAUAUCUCAUCUCUUUAUCUUACAGGUGUAAAAGUAAUGGAGUUAACUUUAUUACCACAGUUAGAACAUCUAUAUUUACAAUGGAUUACAUUUGUUAAACCACAUCCAUUUCAAUUAUUUGGAGCUCCAAACUUGAAAACAUUUGUAAUGAGACAUACCACAGGACCUGAUAUUAAUCUUCGAUAUCUUCCAUUAAUUGUUGCUCUAAGUGCCUCGACAGCAUUAGAACGCCUUGAAUUAAUAAGAGUUCCAAUUAUAGGUGGAAUGAUAAAACGAGCUGUAGAAAAUAGUUGGCAGAAUGGUGGCUUCUGCAGAUUGCGUACUUUAAUAAUUUCUGGUUGUAGAGAUAUUUUAGAAGCUGAUAUUGGCAACUUAAUCAUUGUUGCCAGUCGUCAUUUGGAGCAUCUUGCUUUACAACCAUCUCUAACAAAAAACAGCCUGUUUGUAUCUCUUUCAUUUGCUCAAUGUUGUUUUUCAAAUUUGAAAUCUCUUCAAUUAGGAUACAUAGAUGAACUUCCUUCAGAAGGUGAUUGGUCAGAAGAAAUGUUAGAAGGGAUUGGUUUGACAGAAUCAACUGAUUUACCAUGUUUGAUAACUGAUACAGGGAUGAAAGUUAUAUCUCAGAUUUUUCCUAAUCUGAAAAGUCUCUCAAUAAAUAACUGUAUUCAUGUAACAACACCACAUUUAUGGUGUCCUGAAGGAACCCUGCCUUGGAAGCAUUUAACCGAUCUUAUAGUGCGUCACUGUACUCAUCUUCAUCUUUCAUCUUUUAUCCAUUUUAUAGAAAGUUUAUCAUCGGUAGAAACUUUAAUAUUAGAAGAUGUGUUUAGAGAAGCACCAAAUACAUAUGAUCAUGUUUGCUGCAAGGAAUAUGUGGUGCAUGAUGAUUUACUAGAAAAACAAAGAGAAGGUAACUUUGAAGAUUUGCAAAAUACAAGAGUGGAUUUAUGUGAUAAUAUACAAAAAACUCCAAAAAAUGAUUACAAUGAAGUACAAAAUAUAAAAAGACAAAGUAAGAAGAGAAAAUUGAAUAAUUCUGAUGAAAAUAUUUAUCAUGCUUCAACUAGUGGAGUUAAUUCUUCAGAAGAACAUAUAAAAUCUGAUGCCAAGGAUAAACAUGGAACUGAAGAGAAAAGCAAUUCUUGUGCCUUUAACAAAAGACAAUGUAAAUACAAUCCUGAUAAUUCAUUAGACAUUCCAUAUGAUCCAAGCAAUAUGACAUUUUCUCAGGAUGAAUCUUCAGAAAGAAAUUCAAAUAAAAGAUAUCUAAGGAGUGAAUCAUCUCAAACAACGAAUAGUUUUAUUAGACAGUGUUUCCCUCCAUCUCAUUGCAGAGAGGUGCAUAAUUGUAUGAUGUGUUCUUCAGAUUAUAUAAGUGAAGCAAACAUUAUUCAGAGCAAUGAAGAAAUCAUUAAUGUAGAUAAAUCAACUGAUACAUGUGACUUAAUUUUGCAAACUAAUUGCAAUCAGGUCUUUUAUUUGUCUUCAAAAACACUGGUUAGUAUAUCAAUUGUAACAUGUGGAAUGACUGAUAUCAUUAUAGAUUACUCUCCAAAUCUUCUUCAUGUAGAAGUAUCAGCUUGCCGAAUUUUGAAGAGAAUAAAGAUGAUCAUCUGUCCAAUUUUAAUCAGAAUAGGAAUAACAAAAUGCCCAAAAUUCAAUUUAUUUUUUUUGGUUGAUAAUAUCUUUUGCAUUCCUUCACCAUUUGGAAGAAUCAUAUAUUUUGAACCAUUUGAGAAGUCUUAUGAUCAGAAAAAGACAGAAGAACUUUUAUUUAAUAAUGAAAAUUGUGAUUUUUAUGUUUAUCUUCUUCAUGACUUCAGUGCAAAUGGUGAUAGAGCUGUAUACAGAGAGAGUUUUCUGAACUGGAUUCAGCUUUUUAGUAAAAUAAAUAGAAAAUUAUUUGAAUCAGGAAGAUUUGAAUUAAACACCCAAUGGACGCGACCAUCAGCAUCUUACCCUUGGGGAAAUGACUUUUCUUAUGUUAAUGGUUCCUUUUCAGAUGGAAAAUAUAAUAUAUUGACAAAUUAUCCUUUUCUAAAAGAGUUAUGGUGGCUAUCUCAAGAAUCAUCACAUGAAUUAAAUGAUUUUCCCGAUUCAACUCUGCAUGAAGUUAGCAAAAUGGAAGAAGUAUUGAUAGAAAAAAUUGCGGAGUUAAAAGAAAUGAAAAGAGUUUUGUUUUCAAAUAAUGUUGGAUUUUAUGUUCAUGUUAAAGAGAAAAAUUUAUAAUUUUUAUUAUUUAUAAAACAAAAUAUUAUUACUUUGUAAAGUA